Molecule: messenger RNA, 5686 nt
Organism: Tachysurus fulvidraco (yellow catfish)
Lineage: Eukaryota; Metazoa; Chordata; Actinopteri; Siluriformes; Bagridae
Gene: shisa7b
Product: shisa family member 7
Exons: 6
Coding region: 3002-4942 (646 amino acids)
Biological process (GO): regulation of short-term neuronal synaptic plasticity; regulation of AMPA receptor activity
Cellular component (GO): postsynaptic membrane; AMPA glutamate receptor complex; postsynaptic density
Source: RefSeq, a predicted model, not a curated record
UGCUAACGAUUGGUAGAUAAUUUCCCGCGUUUAACAAAUGAAAACGCGCCCGAUUGCUAUUUUGUCCAAUCAAUUGACGCAAUCCGGGUUUUUUUUUUGCAGAAGAAAACAUUUUCCUCGCGUUUUACUGGAGCGUUUUAUUUCUGUUGGCAAAUGGGGGGAGGAAGCGCAGAGUUAAUUGAGUCUUAUAGAAAAAUACUUUAUUAUUUGAUUAACACUUAGACACAUAACACCGCGUGGAUUUAUUUAGAAAUCUUCACUUGAUGCAAGGGCCAAACCUGUCUAUCUAUCUAUCUAUCUAUCUAUCUAUCUAUCUAUCUAUCUAUCUAUCUAUCUAUCUAUCUAUCUAUCUAUCUAUCUAUCUAUCUAUCUAUCUAUCCAUGCUCGAGCGAGGUCAUCUACACACCUCCUCCCCCCCUGUUUGCGCACAUUAGCGCGUUCUGCUUGUUGUACCCGACGAUGCUGCGAGCUGCGAAUGAAACGUUUCAACUUGGAUGUUUUUAUGGCUCCUUGUCUCCAAAAGGACGCUGGAACGGAGAUGGAAAAGAGAGAAUAAAGCCGUGAUUUGGGACAAAGAUUUUUUUUCUUUUCUUUUUAAGCCUGUGUGUUUUUUUCUGUGCUGUCACAUCCACGGCGGUUUUGCUCGCACUGAAGGCGCUGCGUUAUUGUGGCACGGAGCUUGCGCGCUAUUUACAAGCAACACGUCAAAGCUUAAAAAAAAGCAACAAAAACAAAAAAAAAAAAAAAACGAACUCGUUUGUACGUUUAAAGAAAAUGAGCUAUGAUCUUGAAACUUUCCCAGGAAUGAACAGCAGAUCUUAGGGAACUAAAGCGGAAUAAAUCUUCAUACAAGUGACGAUUCAAGAUGAAGCGAGGCAUGCACGAGCCAAGACGAACGGACUGAAUGAGACGUCUGUGCCGACGAGGAUGACUGGACCAGCAGCCAGGAAGAGAAGUCUUUAUUUUUUAACAAGGCUGCAGGAGCAUAUGUUUUUACGAGCCAGGGCUUUUUGCAAAAAAUGUCAAACCGCACACAUUGAAGUACUCUUCAUCUGUUUUUGAAGUGCUGCCAGAACUCUAGUGCCAAACAUUAACAGUGCCAAGUCGGGAUAAAAAAACAACAUUUCAGCCGCAUUUUACAAAUAUUCCUCAAUCCGUUUUUUUUUUUUUCACCCUUUUACUUUACAUUCAACAUGAACUUCCACAUGAAGUGCUUUAUUCAGGAGUGACUAUUAGCUGUGCAAUUAACCUCAUUCUCAUUGCUAGGAGCUGGCUCUUGCCAACAGAAUCCUCCUUAAACCCCACAAAGUGACCUGCUGCUAAUUCUGUCCUUGCGACGCCUGGCAUGUUUCUGCUCCAUCAAUCAACCUCCGAGCCACUCGAUGCUUCUGCAUUUCCUCCUCUUUUUUCUUCCCUGAUUUCUGUGCACUAGGAAAAAAGAGCCAUAGUUUGUAUAGCCAUCCCGGUCAUGACAGUUAAUAUUGGGUUAUGAAACUGUAAUAUUUAUGAAGUUUUUUGAUUUAUGGUUGAAAGGUAUAUUCAGGGAUACUCUUGAAGCCAGUGCCAAGAGUACAUUCUGUAUUAUUCACCAGCAUAUAAUAUAACGAGCCAUUAGUAUGUUUACGUAAGUCAUCAUUUUUCACUAUUAGGAUCCCGGAUGUUAGACGUUAAGACAAAAAUCAGUACUGUAAUUUGGAUGGGAAAAACAAUUGUUUUAAUUUAUCACCCUGAAGGUGUUCCAUAUGUGUGAAUAAGUCCUCAAAACCCAUUUACACACACACACACACACACACACACACACACACACACACACACACACACACACACACACACACACACACACACACACACACACACACACACACACACACACACACACACACACACACACACACACACACACACAGAGUUCCCACAGUAACACAUGCUGCAAUCACCUUUUUUUUCCUGAUUUGUAUGAAUCAUCCUAAACACUUCCUAAACUCAGAAGACGUUGAAUUUACAUAUGCAAUAUAUAUAUAUAUUAUAUGUAUAUGGUUUAGAAUCCAAGCUGUUUAGUUUGCUUGUCUGUUUUACUAUUUUAUUCAUUUUUUACCACAGCCAAAAACUCUACAUUCUGAUUUCUAUUUUAUUUUACACAUCUGCUACAAGUUUACAAUUCACAAGAGUUCACUAUUAAAGCUUAUUUUCCCUUAGUUUGUAGGACACAUACAUAUUUUUUAAGUGUAUAUUUAAAUAGCUGUGUAGUCAAGUGCCAAACAGGAGCAAGAACAUUUAUAAGGUGUUUACUAAUAAUAAUAAUCGAAUUAUAGUUAGAAUAGGAAUACGAGUAGACUUCAUCACAAAAGUUUACACUGAAACAGAAAUGUUUACACGGUCCGAUUAAGGUGACUAAUGUUACGUCCAAACACUUGUCCAUAGUUUAUUUAGUCAAACUUAAAAAAACAAAAAAAUUAUAUAAAAAAAACGCAUUUAAAAAAUUAAGAAGUAAAGGAUUAUAACAUAUUGUUAAUUUUGUUAUUGUUAACACAGAAAUUAAUUUGUCUUCAGCGUUCAUACAACCAAAUUAGUUUUUUGUUUUUUUUACCUUGCACCAGGCUUUACCUUCAGUCGAUGGAAAUCAAAUCAUGUUGAACUUCAAAUGAAAUAAAAUCCUGUACAAAUCAUUUAAUUUUUUUCCCAUCGCUAACUGGACUCCAUUUACUCUAUUCCUUUUCUGAUGAUGAUGAUGAUGAUGAUAGUUCUUUGUUUUGUUUUUUUUGCUAUAUAAAUCAAUGAAUAUAAUCCCGUAUGUUUAACAAAAAAUUUAAAUUGUUUCAUUUAACAUUAGUUAACUGAAAAGGUUAAUUUUCAGCAUUUUGAAUAGCUUAAUUUAAGAAAUGCUAAUUUCUUGAAUACUGUUAUACAAGUUUGUUAUACAAGUUACGUAUUAUCAGAGUGACACACAUCAGAGUUUUUUUCUCGAUACACCAGCGUUUUUUAUGGUUAUGAACUGUUUUGUAUGAAGUGUUCCAUUGUUCUCGUAGUUCAUUCAGAAGCCCUCGUUAUCAAAAUGCCAUUUUCUACCAUUUUGUGUUUUUUUCUUCUUUUGGACCAUAUGAUUUUCACAGUGGCCGUGACUUCAGAACGCCACUCAGCCAAUGGCAGGCCACUGUUGCUUUUGUUACGAGGCUGGAGCAAAGACAUUUCACCUCCUGCACUGAAGGCAAAGGGGAAAGAAGCAGCAGCCAUAGCAGUGGAGCCAGAAGUGGCUGAGAUCCCUGCAAAGCCUCUUCCUCAGAUCAUGCUCCCUCGUAAUAUGACAGCCGAUGCCCUGAAACCCCCACUGGGGGCCGCACAGGUGGCACCACCACCUCGUCGUCUGGUGGACGUCGAUGUGUGCAGAGGCUACUAUGACGUAAUGGGGCAGUUUGACAACACCUUUAACUGCACAAAGGGCACUUACAUCUACUGCUGUGGCACUUGCUACUACCGCUUCUGCUGUGAGCAUCAAGGCAACCGGCUGAACCAGGACAUAUGCUCCAAUUACAACUCACCCAUUUGGGCCAACACCCAGGUGCCUGCAACUCAGCCCCCAAACCGUUCAGAUCCAGACUUUGACCCUUUGCAGCAGCAGAGCAACAAUACAGUUUAUGUCAUCGGUGGAGUCAUCUCUUUCACGUUGGUCAUGGCCAUUGGGGUGAAGGUGGCUUUCCGCAAGGUCUCUCGUCGACCCAGGAACCGAGACCUCAAUAUGCCUAGAGCACUGGUUGAUAUAUUGCGUCAUCAGUCCAGCCCGGUACAGCAGAGUGAGAGAAACAACAGCACCAGUGCCACCACCAGCAAAGGCGCUAUCGGACGGCAGUCCAAAAACCAUUACACGCCCAUCCUCCAGAGCAAAGACAACCGUGUUGGGAAACACAAUUUAAUUCAGUCUGGGUCCAGUCCCAAACACACAGCUACGAUAGAACGUGUACCACGAAUGAACAAUGCCCAGCUGACCUCAGCAGGAACCCUGAUCUCCAGCAAGACCAACAACACAGGCCAUCAUCUAAGCAUCUCUCAUUCCUUUCACAACCUGGCUCAGCUCCCUCCAACAUAUGAAGCUGUUAUGAAACCCGAUAUUAACCGCUAUUCCUCCCUCAAGAGAUUAGAAAAAGAUCUGGAGGAUUACACGAGUUAUUAUACCUCAAAAAGACGACACAACGAUGCACCGCCUUCCUUCCACUCCUCCCAGCAUCACCUGCCCUGGGGUGAUUAUACACUAGAGGCGAGGGGUACACUGCCCCUACACUCCUCCCGACCCCAAAUACAUGUACCUACCUCUACAUCCACACCAAAUCCUUACCCUUUACCCAAGUCACCAUACAGUCCCACCUUUGAGUCGGUGAGCCAGCCUCCACGCCGGGUGAUGUCUCAAGACCAACUGUUGGCCUUGGGGGAGGGAAACACCCUGUCGUACUUGUCUAAAAACCAACAGCACCAGUAUUACAAAGCCAUGGCCACCAGCAAGAGCUCCAACUCAAAGGCACUGAGGAAGUCCCACGAACGCCUUCUGUUGUCACCUGAUGAAAGAAUGCUGGGGAGUGCGAUGGGUGACUAUGGGGGUCUGAUGCCUCACCUCAGCCAUUAUAAAAAAACGCAGUCACAGCAGAACGUGUGUGUGACCCCAUCCCUUGACCGACACCACAUGAUCAAGAUGAAUUCACACCCAACGUCUGGCUGUGAACAGGAGUUCACGUCCAUCGCUGCUGCCAUGUCCGCUGGCCAUGGAACUGGCACUCUGGGUUGGGGGGAGGGUCAUGGCUCCGCUGGUGGUGCUGGAACGACAGGCCAAAGCUCCCGCAGGAUGGCGUUUGCCGCAAAGCGACAGAACACCAUUGAACAGCUGCACUUCCUCCCCGUGGGAGGGGGAGGCAGUCAGGCACUGUGGACAGGGAGUAAGAACGAAGUCACGGUGUGAAGAAGGGGCGAGGCAGAAGAAGACAGAAAAGGGUUGAUGGAAAGAUUACACGUUUGCUCAAACAGAAGAGAGGACUAAUACUUUAAAGGGAGAGCAUAUGGUAGAAAUUCAGGAGAUAAAAGGGAAGAUGGAAAAAGCUUUAGAGCAAAAAACAAUGCGAGUCUCAUAGCAGGAGAACUUGGUAUACUGCUAGGACAGAAAGUGAGGCAAUGCAUCGUUCUGGAGAGCCAUUUUUGCCCCUUGCUGCUUGUUGCUAAGAAACAGGAUAAGAUACACCCUUGAUAUGUGAAGGUAUUUUUAGGAUGAAACUAUGUGGAUAACUACGGUUUCUACUGUUAUCUGACUCUAUACGGUAUAUCUACAUGGAAGCAUUACAUCUAUAACAAUUGAGCCAUACUUUUUGAACAUUUUAUGGUGGGGGGAAAAAUACAAAUGAAAAUAUGUCAUUCAUGAAAAGUUUUCUCCAACACAAACCUUCUCUAGCAAGUAUAGAUAAUUUUAUAGAAUAUAACGCUUCAUUCUAGUGAGUUUUGUCAGUUAAGUAUGGGAAACAACAUGACAGAAAGUAAGAGGUGGAAUCCUGAGUGUCCUCAGGAUUUGUGAAGACUGUAUAUUUGUGAAAUUUCCUGAUGUAAUAUUAUAGCAUCGCAAAUACACUUCGAAUAAUCAUGGAUUACACUGCAGCUUCAAUGGGGCGAUGAGAGAGAGAGAGAGAGAGAGAGAGAGAGAGAGAGAGAGAGAGAG